Messenger RNA from Patella vulgata (common limpet), 1533 nucleotides. Its product is annotated as DOMON domain-containing protein FRRS1L. The record is from RefSeq and is a predicted model, not a curated record. The coding region runs from base 277 to 1443 and encodes 388 amino acids. The transcript has 10 exons. Gene Ontology annotation, biological process: regulation of glutamate receptor signaling pathway. NCBI's taxonomy places the organism in Eukaryota, Metazoa, Mollusca, Gastropoda, Patellidae.
CAGCUUACCGUACUUUAAUUUCAAGAAACUUGUAAUUGGACACCUCUGUCGUUUACCGUUAUGACUGACGAUUCCUUCUAUUUUCCAAGUAACAAAGGCGUUACUUUGCUUAGUUUUAUAAGGAAUUGAUAUUUGGUAAAUGUACCACGUGAUCUGUUCCGGUUACCUCACUUAUAUCCUAGACGAAGUUAGCAACAUCACGUUGUUGAACUAGGGAUUGACAUUAAUUUCGUGUGGUAUUUAUCCAAAGUCAAGUAAAAAGUGCGAUCUGCUGAAAUGGAGAAACAACACGCUAUGAUGUUAAUGUUAUUGUUUGUAACUGUACUGGGCAGAGUUGAUGGCUAUGCCCAAGGUCCUCCAACGAGUACGUGUCUUACACAAUUCCCUAAACAUAAAAACACAGAAAAACAGACUGGAACGCCUCCUUUCAGAAUUGAAGUCGAUCCACAAACAUAUGAACCUACACAGACAAUUUCAGUAAAUCUUGAAGCGUUACCGAAUGUUAACAACCAGUUUAAAGGAGUUUUAGUCAGUGCACAUCGUAAAACUGGUAACACCGAGGAGAUCCUGGGCAGUUUUACCAAAGUUCCCAUUGAGAAAAUCAAAACAUUGGACUGUUUAGAUGGAAGAAAGAAUGUAGCUAUUCAUAGUAAUUCUAACCCUGUUGAUGCUGUGGCCUUAGAAUGGGUGUCUCCCUUCAACUAUGGCGACAUUGAAUUUAGGGCAACUUUUGUAGAAAAUUUUACACGAUUUUGGACAGGCUUAUCGGCUGAUUUAAGAGCCGAAAAUAACAACGGUUUACAGCUUCCAGAUUAUACGUUACCAGCUACCAGUAACAUCUUUACGUCUAUUCAAUGGUCAGACUGUGGUAAAACUCGGGGAUGUUUCUUUCACCCGGAAUCAUGUACCGGAGAAAACUGUGAUGUUGCUAUGACAUAUAUGAAAAACACUGAGGGUUCUUAUACGUUUGAAUUAAUGGCGAAAGCUGAGGGAUAUGUUGCCGUGGCGUUUUCUAAAGAUAAAAAGAUGGGUGAGGAUGAAGCAGCCCUGUGUACUGCUGAUGGUGGUAGAGUUACAAUACAGCAUGGUUAUAACCCAGGACAUUAUGUAGAUCGACAAUAUACUAAAGGUUUUUCUGAUAUUCAGAUCCGUCAAGCUGAUGGUAAAAUAUUAUGUCGUUUUACUCGACCUAAAUUUACGUCAAUGUUAAUGGGUAGAAAAUGGUUUAACUUAACAGAACCAUGGUAUCUACAAAUGGCAUGGGGGUAUACAUUUAUAGGAACUGAUGUUAUCGGCAAGCACACAGAAGCACCGAUUAUAACUGAUGAAAUGGUUAAAUUAUCAGAGUUUAAAAUUCACAGACCAACAAUAUCUUCAUCUGCCCGUGUCACCACGUCACUUCCGUUGUUCAUCUCUGUCUUCGUGUUUUCUAUGUACAUUUAAAUUAUGUAACCAUGGUUCUCAAAUGAGAACCUCUAUGUGUUCUUCUGUUUUAAUAUUUAUACUUAAUAAAAAAAAACCAAAAAAAACCAA